GGUGUACUAGCAUCCGUCCGUCUGGCCGGGGAUUCGGAAAGAAAGUUAUCGUCCGGGUGCGCCAGUUCGUUAAUGUGUCCUCCGCCCACGUCACGAGGACAUCUAAUCCAGACCCUGGCCGACGCCUGGCAAUCGAAUCGUCUGUGAUCUCGAUCUACCUCGGGAUGGUUCCGUUCCGUCGCGGUUUCCGUCGCUAGUGCACGUCGCCCGCUGAAGUCAGUGAAGUUAACUUUAAUGUAAUAAAACACCCCGACAAACAGUUCAGCACUAAUUAGUCGCAGUUCGCACAGGAACAGGGAGCCGGGACGGUACACCAUACGUGCCGCGGAUACGGAGGGCGCCACAGAAACCCCGGUCCCGGCGAAGUGAUCUCUCUAGUGUUUCUACGGCUCCCACUCUCUAGCUAGCUCGCGGCACAGCCCGGUAAUCUCCGGUCACGGACAUCUGCUCGGCGCUCGCGAAUAUUAAAGCGGAAAACACUUCCGACAGGAUCGGGCUUUUCUUUCCCGUGCUUGGGCUUGUCCCUGUUCCUGCGGCCACAGUCGGGGCCACAGCCGGUGGUGGCGGCUGGUCGAGGGUCCCCGCUGUGACGUUAUAAUUUCCAGCUCCGCGCGCCUUGCCGUUCGAUCCGCUAAACCGUCGUAACCGAAAAGGUGCCGACUUCUCUCGCCACAUCCUGCCACCCGGGAGAGAGGUUAUUUAAAAUUCUGGCAAUGAUCUUUGGUGAUUUAGUAUGCUGCGUGCAUUCGGUGGUACUGCUUCAAUGCUGCAUCGCUGCGGUGGUGGCAAGCGGCGGGCGGCAGAUUGUCGCCGCCCCGCAGAUACGGCGGCCACCACCGCCCACCGCCGGGUCGUUCAACCGAAGUGGCAAAUACACCGACACGCUGCCAGGAGAGCUGAACGAGGAGUGCCGACUGUCACAGGAUUGCCGACAGCAUGCCUACGCAUGUGACGCUCGCAAACAAGUCUGCAGCUGUGCCGAAGGAUACCGUGCCGACGAUGCGGAGCGGAUGUGUCUGGGAGCCGUGGGACGCCGGUGCAUGUACGACAGUCACUGCGUCACGAAUGCUUAUUGCAAGGGACAAAUGAUCUGUACGUGCAAACGUGAAUACGGAUUCCCGGCCGACGAUAACUGGUCAUGCCAAGCGUCGUCCGCGAAAGCAUCCGCUCGGAUCGGCACGGCACUACUCGGAACCCAGCACUUGCUUCUUGCGCUUCCGGUGGCCAUCUUUUCGAUCCUGGCGCUCCGGGUUACGGCGGUCGCGUUUCGCAGCACCGACGACGGCGCAGUGCCGUAGCAAAUAAACUCAUUUAUUGGUACGAUUAAAUUAAAAACAGACCCUUUGUGGACGUGGAGUGUUCGAUGUUGUAAAUUCUGAUGCAGAUGAUGACGGCCGCGCUUUGCUGGCCGUUUGCCACCGUCGCCGCGGGCCACCGUUCGCUGUUCGACGACUACACUACGAGGUCCAGCCGUUAAUAAAACCAUCAGCACUGCCCCGACCUGGACCUGGUACCCUUCAUUCAUAUUUCAUGUUGCUGUUGCCACAACUGCAUGUUGUACACUGCCCGAGGAAAGGGAUUGCGAAAUCUUUUAAAAUAUGUUACCGUAGCAAUCGAAGUCCUGGCUGAUAGCUUCAGGCCGUCGACCGUCCGACGCCAGCCCGUUCGGCGAAGAAGCGCGAGCAACCGAAUCGGAAGAAGGUCUAGAAUAAAGGCAUCAGCUGUCGAUGUAAAAUCGAAAUAAGAUUAGUUUAUUCGUGAAGUGCAUUUUCAUCCCUGUAUCUCUCCAUUCCGGGCAGUGCUGAGGCCACACCGAGAACUGCCAAUUUCGAACUCAGAAGCAACUCCGAAGUCCACGACGCAGGGAGCCACGGAUGCCAAGUGGCGCCGGGUGAGCUACUCGAACAUCCUGGCAAGUAGGAAACCCACCGUAUAAGACAAAGA
Messenger RNA from Anopheles bellator, 1944 nucleotides. RefSeq lists its product as uncharacterized. NCBI's taxonomy places the organism in Eukaryota, Metazoa, Arthropoda, Insecta, Diptera, Culicidae. The record is from RefSeq and is a predicted model, not a curated record. Bases 714 to 1298 code for a protein of 194 amino acids. The transcript has 5 exons.